CGCCUUUUCUCAACCUAAACAAACAUAAACUGCAUAACACAACUUGCUUACAUAUAUAUCUUUCGCCUCUCAGCACAAGUAACAGCUUCGAGAUAGCUUUUCGUACCAUCAGACAAAAUGGGUGAACGUAAAGGAGUUGUCCGCGAAUUUCACUUUGUCGAUAUGGAAGACCCAAAUCGUUACAAACGGCUGAAGGUCCUGCGUGCGUGCGAUUUUUGUCGAAAGCGAAAAGUCAAAUGCGACUUACCACAACCAAAUUCUGGCACUUGUUCAAAUUGUCAAAGAGCACGACAGCCCUGUACAUUUUCGUCUAUUCAAGCUGGUGACAACGCAAAGGAGUUGAGCGUGAUGACCGAACGUACAGCUCUUGGGGCCUCUAAAGGUGUACUUUUGAAACAACUUGCUAUCGCAGAGAAUGAUAAAGUUGACGAAAGCAAUACAUUCGAUAUAGCCUCUAUCAGUAAGCGUCUGCUCACCAAUUACAUCUGGGAUAGAUCAUCUCCAAGCCACAAUACCAAUGCUACCGGCGAACUAGUUUUACCCGCUCAAACUGGACAUACUAAGCAACUUGAUAUGACAUCGUACAAAACUACUUUCAUAUACCUUUUCGAGAUAUAUUUACGCCACUUGAAGUCUUUAUUUCCAGCCGCUGUCUCUGCAGACUAUGAUGCUGCUACGGAGAGAAUAUCAGUCGGACUAGUCACCUCGGUUGAAAAAGCCAUGUUGGCAUGUGCUGCCGCGCGAAUGUAUAUCGUAGAGCGAGACAAUACGACCGCUGACUACUACGCGGUUUGUCGGAAUCUUAUCCACGAAGCCAAAUCCGACAUGAUCAAAGAGCAAACGAUGAGUGAUUCAGACCAUUUUCGUACAUGCUUUCAUCUUAGCAUAUGCUAUCUCUUGGUUCCUGAUAUACAACCAGAUGAUCAGUAUUUACUUCACUGCAUUGAAAGACUGACUCAAAUAUCUCGGUCGAAUUUAAAUGAUAUCAUUCCAGCGGAUGACGGGGUAAGGGAUGAAGAAUUCAUCCUCACAAAAUUUUGGACAGCCUAUCUACUAUGCUGCUGUAAAUACAAAAAUGGCACUGUAGAAAGGGCCGGCAGUUUCAAUGAAGUAGAAGCAUUCAAACCACUUUCGUCGGACGAAAAACACGUUAAACUCAGAACGGAACACUUUGUCUUCGUCGAUUUAUUAUCACAACUAUUGAAUAUUAGACUCUCCGUAAUGCAGCACCUAAAAAGCCAAAAGGCGACCUCGCGGGAGCAUUAUGAUCGACUAAAAAUGGCAUUGAAGCGCUGGAGAAAGGCUUUACCUAUCGCCUAUGAUACGGCAUACAAUAUUAUCGAUAGUUCCUUCGUACAGCGAAACCAAAAAGAUGAGUACAACAGUUUGGCUUCCAAUUACGCCGAAGCUGGUCAAUAUACUCUGCUUAGCUAUCUCGUGUACACUGGCACAACCAUCCUACUGGAAGAUUAUUUGCAUAGAGAGGAAUGCAACACGGUUGAUACGCUGAAAUUGAAAUUGGCUAAAACCAUGAUCUCUUCAUUGGAAACUGCUUUGUUUGAAAAAGAUAUCAGUGAAUCACUUUUCCUGAUGACCCAUCGAUUGGUAACAGAAGACGCAUUACAUUCGCUCUUUAUUGUCUUCCAUGCAUCUACCAUACAGCUCAUCAACAAAGGUAGUAUGGACAAAAGAUUCAAGGAUGCUGUAAUCCGGUCCAGUCGAUCAAUCAAAAACGUUAUUCAUUGGAUGGCUCUCUGGUACAAGGAAGAAAAUCUGUCUCAGUUGGAAGUAGACAUCCACACUGGUUCAUUACAAAAAGAAAUCGAAACUCUCAGGAAAGAACCAAAGUAUAGCAAAAUAUCACAUAAUCCAAUACCAGAUAUUCCAGACGCAGUACAUAAUCCUGCAGCAAAUGGACUGCCAGCUGCCCCUUCUUCAUCUGUGACACUACCUACUUUUUCAGCGUAUGAAGUAUUUCUAGGCCCAGAAUCGUCGAAUAACACAUCACUUUCGCGCUACAAUAACUGAAAAGUGGUUUUAUAUGGCUUCUACUACAGCCUCCUUUCUCAGCAGUGCUUGUAUAUACACCAUUUAAAUUAGAAUGCACAGCUCGUCUGCAAGGACAGGUUUAUAAAGAGUUCAUAUAUUCUACCAUCUAUAUAUUUUGCCUCUGAACCAAUCUCAGAGCUGAAAGUACCAUGUCCGCUGCGCUCUGAAGAUAUAAUUUUCAUGGACUACAGUUAAGAUUAGGUUUUCGGGGGGUUCAAAGUCUUGAUGGCCAUAGCUGCAAG
Umbelopsis ramanniana AG is the source of this 2291-nucleotide messenger RNA. RefSeq lists its product as uncharacterized. NCBI's taxonomy places the organism in Eukaryota, Fungi, Mucoromycota, Umbelopsidomycetes, Umbelopsidales, Umbelopsidaceae. Gene Ontology annotation, molecular function: DNA-binding transcription factor activity, RNA polymerase II-specific; zinc ion binding. The transcript has 2 exons. Gene Ontology annotation, biological process: regulation of DNA-templated transcription. Bases 118 to 2028 code for a protein of 636 amino acids. The record is from RefSeq and is a predicted model, not a curated record.